CCCGCUCUUCUGUUCCCCCUUCCAUUUGCACGCGUCGACGAGCGCGUCGGUCGCCACGAUGUCCUUCGGAAGCUUUGGAUCCACGCUCAAACCCGCCGCCUCCACACCAUCCCUCUUCGGGAACACCAACACCGCGCAGAACAAUCAGCAAAAGCCUGCUGGCGGUCUCUUCGGCGGGUCCUCGACCUUUGGGCAGCCUCAGCAGCAGCAGGGGAACACAGGCGGCGGGCUGUUUGGGAACACAAACUCGAAUGCGUCCACAACGAACACAGGCACUGGCGGUGGCGGCCUCUUUGGGAACACGGGCGGCAAUCAGCAGCAGGGAUCGUCGCUGUUCGGGCAGUCGAAUCAACAGCAGCAGCAACCUGCGACCGGCGGAGGCCUAUUUGGCUCGACCAUGAACACCAAUACCGGCACGGGCGGCGGUCUCUUUGGAUCGACGAGCAAUAACACGAACACCGGGACGAGCGGCGGUGGUCUCUUCGGCAACACAUCCAAUACCAACACGUCCAACACGGGAACUGGCGGUGGUCUCUUUGGCUCGACGACUAACACUAACACCGGUGGCGGCGGCUUGUUUGGCUCGACCAGCAACACCAACACGAACACCGGCGGUGGGCUCUUCGGAUCGAGCAAUGCCAACACGAAUAACAGCAACACUGGAGGGGGCGGGCUCUUUGGGUCUACCAACACGAAUACGAACACGGGAGGCGGGCUGUUUGGGAACACGCAGAACCAGCAGCAGAAUCAGGGCGGAGGAGGGCUCUUUGGGAGUACAAAUAACAGCAACAGCCUGUUUGGCGCGAAGCCGUCAACAGGCGCGCAACAACCACUAGGCAUGUCAUCCCUUGGUUCACAACAACAAGGAGCCCCUCCCUUCACGAAAUCAACGCGAUUUAACGACCUUCCCGACAACUUGAAGCGCGUCUUCGAGCAGAUCGACUCCCACAUUCAAAGCCAGGUGCAGAUCAGCAAGGACCUGCAGCAGCGGAAGAUGGGCGAGGAGGCCGUGAAGGGCCAGCAGGCGAUUCGGUCGGUGCACAAGGACCUCGUCAACGCGAUGGCGACCAUCAACCGCGACCUGCAGCAGGCGAAGGACCUGUGGCACAAAUCUGAGCAGGCGACGCAGGAUCUCAUCACGGGCAUGAACAUCGUGAACGGCGCGAAGAACCCGCAGGCGUAUGGCGCGCAUCUGAAGGACUUUGCGGGGUUUCCGUUGGAAUACUUCAUUCGCAUUACAAAGGAGAUGAAGGUUCGGUUGGAGUGGUAUAAGACGACACUGGAGCAAGCCGAACGGAAACUGUCGUCGCAGGCCAACCAGGCGCAGAUCACGCCGCAAUUCAUCACCACCAGCCUGCAGGCGCAGAACUCCGCCUUCUUGGCGCUCGCGGCGAAGACGGCGACGCUGGACGCGGAGCUGAAGAAGAUCAAGGAUCUGUAUAGGAAACUCUGGCGAGAAAAGAACGCAAGUUUACGAGACCCAUUCAACGAGUUGGACCGGGACGAGAAGCAGCAGCCGGGGUCGCAAGACUUCGGGAUGAGCCAGAUGCGUGUAGGCUGAGGUACUUUGGAAUGAAGGCGAUGUUCGUUGCUUUGUGUUUGUACGUGUACCCUUUGUCUCGAUGCAUUUGCUCGCUUGGAUUAGAUGGAUUCACUGGGAAGUCCGUUUUGCGAAGGUAUAGAGGCAGCCUUGCCGACGUAACUACCUGCCCGAAG
Schizophyllum commune H4-8 is the source of this 1716-nucleotide messenger RNA. RefSeq lists its product as uncharacterized. Gene Ontology annotation, molecular function: structural constituent of nuclear pore. NCBI's taxonomy places the organism in Eukaryota, Fungi, Basidiomycota, Agaricomycetes, Agaricales, Schizophyllaceae. Gene Ontology annotation, biological process: nucleocytoplasmic transport. Gene Ontology annotation, cellular component: nuclear pore. The transcript is spliced from 10 exons. The coding region runs from base 59 to 1561 and encodes 500 amino acids. The record is from RefSeq and is a predicted model, not a curated record.